Molecule: messenger RNA, 2703 nt
Organism: Sinocyclocheilus anshuiensis
Lineage: Eukaryota; Metazoa; Chordata; Actinopteri; Cypriniformes; Cyprinidae
Gene: kctd7
Product: potassium channel tetramerization domain containing 7
Exons: 4
Coding region: 389-1411 (340 amino acids)
Biological process (GO): membrane hyperpolarization; positive regulation of transporter activity; protein homooligomerization
Cellular component (GO): plasma membrane
Molecular function (GO): protein binding
Source: RefSeq, a predicted model, not a curated record
UUCUGUGAUUGCAAAUUGUAUUGUAUCGUGUGCAUUAUUAGCAGUUUUAUAUAUUUACUAUAAAUAUGUAAUUAAUCUGAACUCUGCCCUACAUAAAAGUGACGCCUGAUGAACUGCGUGCAUGUACUGAAGUUACGCACGUUUAUAAAUCUCUGUUCAUGUUUACGCCUGUAGCGGAGCGCACAGCAGACAACAUUCCAGCAGCACGCUGUCACCUACGUAACUUGCGUACGUGAUUUCCAGCGCACACGAACAGCCUCACAUCCACCUGACCAGCCCACAGACCACACCUCUCGCUCGGCCGUCCUCCUGGACAUCAUAACAGUCGCCGACAGUCUGCGCGCGGGCCUCGAUCGACGCUCGUGUCAGACCUGCUGUGGGUGUGUGCAUGCAGCAUAAUGGAGCAGGCGAAACCCCGAACGGAGAGCCGCCUCCGCUUUCCUUCAGCGCAGCAGCUCCGCUUCAAAUGGCAACAUCACGGGUGAGGAGGUUCGCGCAGGAGGGGCGGACGGUCCCUCCUCAGCCGAGAGUAAUGGUGGUGUUUUCGGCUGCGAGUGACACUGAGAAACAGGGAGAUGCGAUGUCGGGCGCGGACACCGGGGAAGAGGAGUAUCGCAAACCAGCCAUACCUGUCCCUAACCUUAAUCUAGGGAAGUCCCUUCGCACUUUAGACGCACCUGAGGAGUUCCCAGAGGUCAUCCCCCUGAAUGUAGGAGGUACAUAUUUCACCACUCGGCUGUCCACCCUGCAACGUUAUGAGGACACAAUGCUGGCUGCCAUGUUUAGUGGCCGCCACCACAUUCCCAGGGAUGCAGAGGGACGAUAUUUCAUCGACCGAGACGGAGCAUAUUUUGGGGACAUUCUGAAUUUCUUGCGAGAGGGAGAGCUGCCUCAGAGGGACCGUGUUCGUGCGGUGCACAGAGAAGCUCAGUAUUAUGCUAUUGGGCCUCUUUUGGAAAGUCUGGAAGACACUCAGCCACUUACUGGAGAGAAAGUGCGACAGGCUUUUCUUGAUCUUUUGCCCUAUUAUAAAGAAAAUCUUGAGCGCAUUGUGGAGAUUGCAAAACUUCGUGCCAUGCAGCGGAAGGCACGUUUUGCAAAACUGAAGAUCUGUGUGUACAAGGAGGAGAUGCCCAUCACCCCUUAUGAAAGACCGCUGUUCAAUUCGCUACGAUUUGAGCGCUCGGAGAGUGAGGCCAAGCUGUUUGAGCACCAUUGUGAGGUUGACGUGUCCUUCGGGCCCUGGGAGGCAGUGGCGGAUGUUUAUGACCUUCUUCACUGCAUAGUAAGCGACCUGGCAGAGCGUGGCAUCUCUGCUGACCAGCAAUGCAUUGGCGUGUGUGACAAACACCUCAUCAACCACUACUACUGCAAAAGGCCAAUCUAUGAGUUUAAAAUCACCUGGUGGUGAAGGUGAGGUGUUUUAGCUGGUGUUUCUUUUGCCAAGAACUAAUACACGCAAGUCUGAGCAAAUGAUGUUUGCUGCUGUCUACAGUUACAUGAAACCAGCAGGAUCAUAGAGUCCUACUCUAUGUAGGAAAUGAGCGGAAAUAAUGACAAGCUUUUGAAUAAGAUGGCUGUUAUUGUGGCAUUUGCUCUUUUGUUUCUUCAUGAAACUGCAGUUUGCAACCCCAAAUUUCUUUUAUGGGCAGCUCUAUUGAUUCCUUAGUUUUUGUAAGUACUUGUUUAACUUAGUUUGUUUAGAAUAAACCCGGAAUCGUUUCGUCCAGUUGUAGUUCUAAAGGGAUUUUCUGGAAUCGUCCUCAGAGGAAGUGAACUUCUGUGAAACAGUGUUUUCUGUUCUAAAUAGGACAUCUCUUAAGUAUGUUUCUGUGUUAGAUGUAUUGAAUGUAUUAACAGUUUGAUCGAAGAAUCAGUGCACUGGACCCAUAUUCGGAAAUUGUUUGUGAUGUAUUUCUUAAGAAGGAAACUUUUUUUUUCCCUACAGUAUUUUAAAAUGAUUUUACCCCAUUUGUUUUACAUGAAUUAUAUAUGUAGGACCUGAUCUGAGUCAUGUUGCCAAUAAUGAACACCUUAGAUCAUGCAAUCUCAGCAGAUACUGACUUUAACAAGAAUACAAAGGUCUUGUCUGGUAUUUACAGCCACUCAAAGCUUCACAUAAAGCCUUCUAAAAUAACCACACAUCACUAGGCAAGCAUAAAAGUUUUGAUUUAUGACAAUAAAUAAACUGUUCUCAAAGGAGAACCCAAAAUAGAUUUUUUUUUCUUUUUUUAGAAUAAGUUUAUGAGCUAGAUUUAAUAUGUCCUGAAUAUGAAUUAAAAGCAGUAUAUUUAAAAUUAUACUAAAAGACUUAGCCAUUUUAUUGCAGGUUAGAUUGCCUAUUUUGCUACUUUGACACUUUAUGAAGUUAUUUUCUGCUGCCAAAAGCAUUUGUCCAUGCUUUUAUUUGCCAUAUCCCUCAACAAUUGCAUAUGAUUUAGCAUUAUUUGUUAUUUUAGUCAUCUGAAACCUCUGCCUCUCAUUGGUGAGGGUUGUGAAAGCCACAUGAAGUUGCAUGAGCUCUGUUUUGGCAGCAGAAUAUCUAAAACCAGUUAAAAUGCUUUUGAUAAGCCUAACUGGGAUUUAUUUUCAGUCUUGCCCAGUUUACUUUAUGUUGCUCAAGUCUAAACCGAUGCAUAUUUGUUCUCGGUUGUACAUUUGGUGAAUACUGUUGUUUGUAUUGCAUUAUUGUACUGGCUCUUA